Messenger RNA from Alternaria burnsii, 723 nucleotides. RefSeq lists its product as uncharacterized. The transcript has a single exon. NCBI's taxonomy places the organism in Eukaryota, Fungi, Ascomycota, Dothideomycetes, Pleosporales, Pleosporaceae. Bases 1 to 723 code for a protein of 240 amino acids. The record is from RefSeq and is a predicted model, not a curated record.
AUGUCGAAACUCAUGUUUCAGGAUGUUAUGGCAGAACCAUACGAACAUUGGGGUGAUCACUCGUCCAGCUCUUUGGGAACACAUCGGCCGAUGGAAGAAAUAUCAAACGAGUCUGGUUACUCAGAGGUUGAGUCUUCUGGCACAGAGCAGUCUUUUUGUACUGCCUAUGCCACUAUAUCUCCUACAGCUAAGAAAGUACCUAGGAAGAUAUCGAGGAAAAGUCGAUUCGUCGAACAGUUUGGCAGCCUCAAGCUGACCAAGGCAAACCUUCAUGCGUUAGAGGCUAGUCACAAUUGCAUAACUGCUAAGCUGGCUACUCCCGUGGAAAGAGAGAUCCGUUUUCAAUCAUCACCAUGUGGAAAAGCAUUCUUUAUCCCUCGCAAGCCACUUCCAGAAUCCGCGCGAGAGAUACUUCAGAAGAUAAGAGCCGAAACCAUCAUUCAACAUGACGAACCACCAAUUUCAGAGUCUGACAAUAGCCCAUGUCCUCCUCGCUUGAAUGCCGCCUUUGAGGACUUUUUGCCAUACCACCAGCUGCGAACCUGGCAGCAAGACGAUAAUGAGGAACGGCAGCGUCAACGUGCACGAUCCCUGUCUGCUGUUGCGUUCGAAAGUAUGAAGAAAUUCAACUCAGGUUGCGACAAUUUAUCAGUUCAGGGUAAGAAGACUGCGAAUCAGCUGAAAGAGGUGAUCAAGCAUCGUAUGCUUGACCAUGAAAAAUAG